This is a messenger RNA of Pogona vitticeps (central bearded dragon), 3299 nucleotides long. It is a transcript of the gene NUP107, whose product is annotated as nucleoporin 107. The record is from RefSeq and is a predicted model, not a curated record. Gene Ontology annotation, biological process: post-transcriptional tethering of RNA polymerase II gene DNA at nuclear periphery; protein import into nucleus; mRNA export from nucleus. Gene Ontology annotation, cellular component: nuclear pore; nuclear pore outer ring. NCBI's taxonomy places the organism in Eukaryota, Metazoa, Chordata, Lepidosauria, Squamata, Agamidae. Gene Ontology annotation, molecular function: structural constituent of nuclear pore.
UUGCGGGAGGGGCGAGGCUGGAAAAGGCCUCCGUUCCGAUAGACCAGGAGGGAAGUGGGUCGUGCCACCUCAUGGCCGUGGACAGGCCGGGGAACUCGGUGCCACAGAAUUUGCCUACGACGGCGGGCGGGAGAUACAGGGGCAGUAGUUUCACCCGUUCCUCACGUUACUGGGCGCGUUACUUUAAAGGCUUUUAGCACAGUCUCUCUAGUUCUUCGUAGUGCAUUUUUCGGCCUGAGGCAGAGUGGCAACGGGGCACCUCAUCCCCAGAUCGACGAGCAAAGUCUCUGAAGUCAGUCGCGUCAUUUCGCGGGUCAGGCCAGGAAUGAUUUUUAGAAUAUGUCUUCUAUACAAGAAGUGAGUCGACCAGUUCGGAAGCAGAGUUCUCAGAAGAAAGUUUCUAUCCUUGCUUCCCUCGAUGACAGCUUAAGUGACAUGUCAACAAGAGGACUAACGGUUCCUAGAACUCCAGGACUAUUUCCUCACUCUUAUACCCCACAGACUCUGAGUUCCACAAAACAGCCAAACACGUCUGCCAUCCUGGGCACAGGAGGAAAAUCUCCGUACUUUGUGCAUACUCCUGGGCACCUUGGAAAUGUGUCUAUGUUAGAUGAAAGUGACUGGACAACUGCACUCACCCCUCCACGUUCAGUCAUGUUCACAAACUUAGAUUACAGUGCAACAGAAGAUGUCACAAAGAGUGCCGUUCUGCUGAAUGAGGAUGAUCCUGGGGAAGCAGCUACUCGAGGCAUGUACUCUGAUUUUCUGCAUUCUUUGUUAAAGCACAGUUCAAAUACUGUGUUUGAACUUAUAGAUGAAUAUGAAGACAUUUGCAGUAGCCAGGUAAACAUUCUUCAAAAAAUAGUGUACCGAGCAACUCCUGGACAGCAGAAAUUUUCAAAAACUGCUAGUGUGUUGUGGCUUCUUAAGCAAGAGAUGGUAACAUGGAGACUGUUGUCCUCAGUUUACAGGGAUAGGAUACAAUCUGCUCUGGAAGAUGAAGCCAUGUUUGAUAUUGUGGUUAUAAAUGCUAGUGAAAAGACUGUUGUAAACAACUUGUUCCAGAGAGAUUCAUUGGUUCGACAAAGUCAGUUAGUGGUAGACUGGCUAGAGAGUAUUGCCAAGGAUGAAAUUGGAGACUUCUCUGAUAAUAUUGAAUUUUAUGCAAAGUCUGUGUAUUGGGAGAACACUCUGCACAUCCUGAAGCAACGACAAUUAAACACAUUUGCUGGGAGCUCACGGCCACUAGUGACUGAAUUAGACCCAGAUGCUCCAAUAAGGCAGAAAUUGCCACUUGAUGAUUUGGAUCAGGAAGAUGAUGCACGGUUGCUUAAGUUCCUUUUCACUCUUAUUAGAGCUGGAAUGACAGAUGAGGCUCAGCGACUGUGUAAAAGAUGUGGACAAGCUUGGAGAGCUGCAACUCUUGAAGGGUGGAAGCUGUACCAUGAUCCUAAUGUGAAUGGAGGGACUGAACUGGAGCCAGUUGAAGGAAAUCCAUACAGAUGUAUUUGGAAAAUAAGUUGUUGGCGACUGGCAGAAAAGGAGCAGUUUGACAAGUAUGAGAGAGCAAUCUAUGCAGCACUGUGUGGAAAUCUAAAACAGCUUCUUCCAGUUUGCGACACCUGGGAGGAUGCAGUUUGGGCUUAUUUCAGGGUCAUGGUGGACACCCUUGUUGAACAGGAAAUCCAUUCCUCAGUGAUGACCACAGAAGAGACAGAAGAACUCCCUAGAGAGUAUUUAGAAACAAACUGGACUUUGGAAAAGGUAUUUGACGACCUUCAAGCAACAGACAAAAAGAGAGUUUUGGAAGAGAACCAAGAACAUUAUCAUGUGAUCCAAAAAUUUGUUAUCUUGGGAGAUGUGGAUGGUUUGAUGGAGGAAUUUAACAAAUGGCUUUCCAAAGCGAGAAAUACACUCCCAGGUCACCUGCUUCGGUUCAUGACUCAUCUCAUUCUGUUUUUCCGUACUUUGGGGCUACAAACCAAAGACAAAGUGUCCAUUGAUGUUUUGAAAACCUACAUUCAGCAGCUGAUAUGUGAGAAGCACACUGAUCUUCUAGCAUUUUAUGUCAGCCACUUGCCUCAAGAAGUAGCGAUUGCACAAUAUGCAAUGUUUUUGGAAGAUGUCACUGAGACUGAGCAACGACACCAUUGCCUGGAGCUAGCAAAGGAGGCAGGUCUGGAUGUUGCAACAAUAACAAAAACUGUUGUUGAAAAUAUUCGCAAAAAAGAUUCUGGCGAGUUCACUCACCAUGAUCUUGCAAUAGAUACAGGGACAACAGAGGAUGAUCGCUUGAAGAUUGAUGUCAUUGACUGGCUGGUAUUUGAUCCUGCACAAAGAGCUGAAGCACUUAAGCAGAGCAACGCUAUCAUGAGGAAAUUCUUGGCUUCUAAAAAAUACGAAGCAGCCAAAGAUGUUUUUAUAAAGAUCCCGCAAGACUCUAUUGCAGAAAUAUACAAUCAGUGGGAAGAGCAAGGCAUGGAUAGUCCACUUCCAGCUGAAGAUGACAAUGCCAUUAGAGAACAUUUGUGUAUUAGAGCAUACCUGGAAGCCCAUGAAGCUUUCAGUGAGUGGUUUCGGCACAUGAACUCAAUGCCACAGAAGCCUGGUCAGCCUGGACAAGGAAGUUUCACUGAAAAGGUAGCCCAUGAACUUAAAGAAAAGAAAUAUGAGGUAGACUACGGUAUUUGGAAGGGUCUUUUGGAUGCCCUCACAGCUGAUGUGAAAGAAAAAAUGUACAAUGUCUUGCUAUUUGUUGACGGAGGAUGGAUGGUUGAUGUCAGAGAGGAUGCUGAAGAGGACCCUGAACGUACUCAUCAGAUGUUCAUGCUGAGAAAACUCUGUUUGCCAGUGAUGUGCUUCCUCCUUCAUACAGUAUUGCACAGCACAGGACAGUACCAGGAAGACCUGAGGCUUGCUGACUUGAUCGCAUCAGACCGGCAUAAACUCUACACGGUAUUUUCUAAGGAAGAACUCCGGAAGUUGCUACAGAAGUUGAGAGAGUCUUCUCUUAUGCUUUUGGAUCAGGGUCUUGAUCCUCUUGGAUAUGAAAUUCAGUCUUAAUCUUAGCUAUGUUGUUUCACUCACGUGAAAUAAUAAAGUUGGAUCCAAUAGCUUUUCUUCUUCCAGCAAAUGGAAGGAAGGAAGCCAUUCAAUUCAGCCCACAAUGUUUGGUCUGGAAUUAUAUUAAAGAUAUUACAGUGUAGUGAUGCUAGUAAAUUGAACUUUUGUAUAUGUGAAUGACAGCUGUUCAGAUAUAAUUUUGUAUUUUUUUUCAAUAAAAUUGCAUAUGGUUGGUG